Molecule: messenger RNA, 1032 nt
Organism: Vombatus ursinus (common wombat)
Lineage: Eukaryota; Metazoa; Chordata; Mammalia; Diprotodontia; Vombatidae
Gene: SPEM1
Product: spermatid maturation 1
Exons: 3
Coding region: 1-1032 (343 amino acids)
Biological process (GO): sperm individualization; flagellated sperm motility
Cellular component (GO): cytoplasm
Source: RefSeq, a predicted model, not a curated record
AUGGGUGACCCUUUCCAGCAAGGGACCCAUUCCUGUUCAGGUCCUGGCCCUGAGGACUGCCAGAACCUAGGCGAAUAUAUCUUGCUCUUUCUGGGCUUCAUCAUCUUCAUCAACAUUGGAAUCAAUGUGGCGACUCUGCUCCGGUACCGCUUUGAGGGCUCUCUGAACCAAAUAUUCCAUAAAUUUUUUCAGGAAGAUAACAUGCUCGAGCUGGCCCCAAUCAUUCCCAAGAAUCUGCUCAUCCACAGGCCUCAAGCACUGAAGCAGAGAUGGAGAUCUCCUGUCUAUCAGGACCCUCCUGUCAGUAGAAACCCUCCUAUCUGUCAAAAUCCUACUGUCUGUUGGAAAGUUCCUGUCUGUCAGAACCAUUCUGUCUGUCAGAACCCUGCUGUGUCUCAGAACUCUGCUGUCUGUCAGAACCCUACUGUCUGUGACCUCUGCACUAUGGAUUCUGUGACUCUUGAUCUGACCCCACCAGGCUCCUGCCAGCAACACUCAGUUUUCUCACCAGAACCUAACCAAUGUCUAGAUGCCGGGCUUCCCAAUGGAGAUGACAAGAUUUCCCAGUACCAGCAACCUGGCAAUUCCCCUGACAAUUGUCAAUAUGACCGGGACUCUCGAAGGCCUCAGGCAUACUGGAAAGGGUUAUCAGCUUGUCUGCCAUUCCCUGGGGUCCAUUUCCAACAAUACCUGGGAAGAUCAGCCAAGAGGGUGGAAGCAAAGUCCAAGAUGGGGCUUGAAGCUUGUGUGUACCCCAUUAACCCCUCAUCACAUAAUGCUGAGACUCAGAGCUGCAAAGAGAAUACAGAACCAGGCAUGUAUGGAUAUUCCCCCCAGUUCCUCCACCAGGUUACAGUCAGCCCUCUAAGCUGCAAUCCCAUGUCCUCCACAAACCAUGUCAUGUACAACGACUGGAAAAAGAAGAGGCAGGUAUCAAGUAGGGGUGCUGACAGCUUGCCCCAUGCAUGCCCCCCAGACUCUCUUGAAAAGCCAAGCCAGGACUGGGUAUACUACUCCCUGGAGGAGUGGUAG